AUGUGUCAGGGUCUCGAACGGGGGAAGGGGUGUUCAGGUCCCGUUCUGGAUCCGUCCCCAAACUAUGGUGGGUUGGUGGUCGCGUUUAAGACUCUAUCGGCCUACCGGGAUUGCUUGAUGAGAGAGGCUAAAGCUCCCCUGGCUUUCUUCGGUGGGCUGGGAGUGCUUAUCUUUCGGUCUAUGGAAACAAAUGCAUCUGUGAAGAACUUCCGUGUUCAGCCCGAUGUUCAACAACGUCUGUCUGAUAUCUGCAAUCUCUUGGGGGUCAACAUUGCUUCGGCCGAUCGGCUUGGUACCCUUCUCCAUGACCUCCGACAGGUUAUCUUUACUUUGGGGACAAAUUCCCACGUGGAUAAGAUGGCUCUGCUGGCACUCAUUCGUCGAGCUUGGUGCGAAGUCAGUGGCUCAGAGAAUGAAGGCACUGACUUCGAUAUGCGGAACCUAGAUAAUAAUGACUUCGGAGAAGUUGAGGCUGCCACGCUUAGUGACCUGUUUUCAGUCACCUCUGAACUGUCUAGUAAAAGGGAUGGUGCCCUUAAUCUCGACGCUCUCGAAAUUGCAGUCAGAAGGAACGUGGAGGCCUCGAUUCAACGAAACCAAUUAACCAAGCCAACAGAAAAUGGGUCUGUGAAACCAGACGAGUGGUCACGGUUGAGAGGCCUUCUAGAACCCGUUUGCAAGAACCUCCAGAUGGACAUUACCCAGGUUGUAGAUAUGAUAUUCAAGGUGUUGAAAUCUAGUCAUCCCAGUGACUCACUCCAGAGUGAGUUGAUCGAUAUGAUGGGUUUUGAUCAAUUCGACACGGUGGCAGCCCUCAUUCGUGAGCGUACUGAAUGGCUUAGAUGGUACAAAUGGUACUUGGCCCAUAAGGAUGCCUUUACAAGGGAUGGUAAACCCACUUCCAACUGCAGCAAUCCCACCCAACGUAAAGUUAAGAUGUACUCUGAAUCGAUGUCUUUUGCUUUAGCUAAAAUAUCUGUGCGUGAUCAUCAAGUGGAGGUCCCAUUAGCUCAGUCUUGGGAGGACGCCAAGCUCAAAAACCGGGUUGGUUCGACUGCGAAUAGAUUUAAUGUGGUGAAGCAGUUGUUGGAGGACGCAAAGGUGCUGGAGGACAUGCACCAAGCCAGCCUCCUUGCUGCCGCGACCCACGCCCGAAACACCGCCAGCGAGGCCUACUACCGUUCCAUUGCUACCGCAAACAGUCAGCAAUCGCCGUCCAAGGCUCUCCCAUUUGUCUUCGACAUCAUGGCCGAAAUAAUGACCUCACGGCCUAAUAUGAGGCGUUCUGAGAUGGUCCUACCCAAGGAUACGAAGCACAAGCAAACACCCGAAUGGGAGUCCUAUGAAUUCCCUUCGCCAAUUAGGCCAGGAGAGAAUGAGGAUUCAAGAGUGAGCUUGGUGCGGAGGCAUUUACCCAACGGCGGUUCACUGGUGGAGGUCACGUCUCUCGAUCGCGUCGCUCAGCUGGCCUUCAAGGGUGUACGGCGGCUUAAUCUGGUCCAGUCGGUGGUGUUUGAGACAGCCUACAACUCAGGGGAAAACCUUCUCAUUUCAGCGCCCACAGGAUCGGGUAAAACAAAUACGGCGCUACUUACCAUCCUUCACCUUAUUCGACAACACAUUAACUCCGAGACUGGUGUGCUGGAGACAGGGAACUUCAAGGCCAAUAUCCAGCCCAAACCGGAGUGGUCAAGGCAUGCGGAAUCGAAAGUUUUUGAUGCUGAUGUCUUUCCACAGAUUGUCUACAUGGCCCCCAUGAAGGCACUGGCGGCGGAGAUGGCAGCAACCUUCGGUGAACGCCUGGCACCGCUCGGUGUGCGUGUGAAGGAAUGCACUGGAGAUAUGCAGCUCUCCGCGCAGGAAAUCCUGGAAACCCAGGCAAGUCUUUUUCUCCAUCGGCAAAUUCAAGGUCGUAUGUUGGUGACGACGCCGGAGAAGUGGGACGUGAUUUCGCGGAAGGGAGCGGGGGAUGCAUCACUAGUGCAGGCUCUGCAGCUUCUCAUCAUCGACGAGGUGCACCUGCUGCAUGAGGAGCGUGGGGCGGUGAUUGAAGCGCUGGUGGCGCGCACCCUCCGCCAAGUGGAGGCCUCGCAGCGCCUUAUCCGCAUCGUUGGACUCUCCGCCACCUUGCCCAACUACCUCGACGUCGCUGCCUUCCUCCGUGUCAAUCCGUGUCGUGGCCUCUUCUACUUCGACUCCCGUUUUCGUCCUGUGCCCCUUGAUAUGGCCUUUGUUGGCGUGCACGCCCCUAUCUCCGGCAGUGCUACCGAUCUCCUCAUGAAUCAGGUCUGCUACGAGCGCAUUAUUGAACAGCUGCGUCAGGACCAGCAGGUGAUGAUUUUUGUGCACGCUCGGGGUGAGACGAUGCGCACAGCGCGGUGGCUGUUGGAUAGGGCCAGCCAGUCCGGUGACUUGAAGUACUUCGAGCCCCCAUUACCUCACAGAACACCCGAGUUCAUCAAACGGAUUGCUCGAGUUUCGGAUCUGGCACUGCGUGAAUUGGCCCCUCGAGGCAUAGGCUGCCAUCACGCGGGGAUGCUGCGACCCGACCGCACCUUGGUAGAGCGCCUUUUCAGGGAGGGCGCGCUGAGGGUACUGGUGUGCACCGCCACCCUCGCCUGGGGAGUCAAUCUGCCUGCCCAUGCAGUGGUCAUUAAGGGUACCCGCAUUUACGAUCCCGACCGCUCAGACUAUGUCGAUCUCGACAUCCUCGAUGUCCUUCAGAUUUUCGGACGCGCGGGCAGGCCUCAGUUCGAUAGGUUUGGUCUGGCCACGAUUAUCACGACGCGUGACAAAUUGGACCACUACGUUCGUCUUGUAACCAAUCAGGUUCCAAUUGAAAGCAAUCUUCUGAAAAAUCUCAACGAUCAUCUUAACGCCGAGAUUGCCCUCGGAACGGUGUCCAACGUAUCAGAAGCGGUCACGUGGCUUUCGUACACCUACCUUUUCGUCCGGCUCACCAAAUCGCCCCUCCAUUAUGGCAUCACUCCAGCCAUGCUCUCGGAGGACCCUGAUUUGACGCAUUUUCUUACUAAAGUGGUUGAGGAGGCAGCGACAGCUCUGGACGAUGCAGAGAUGAUUCGUUUCGAGCCCUCCACUGGGCAAAUGGCUUCCACUGACCGGGGACGCACAGCAUCGCUAUACUACAUCAGCUACGCCACCGCCGCUCUCGUUCGUCAGCGUCUACACGCGCUGAUGCGAUUGCAGGAUCUUAUCGGACUGGUUGCAGAGGCCUCCGAGUUCGCGCAGAUGAAGGUGCGCGACGAAGAGGAGGCUGAGUUACAAUGCCUUCGCGACGAGGCCUGUCGGGUAGUAGUGAAGAACCCCGGCACAGUGGAGGGUACUCUUGGUGUCAAAGUCAAUGUGUUGCUGCAGGCACAUAUCUCUCGAGCUCGACCGACCACCCAUUCCCUUGUCUCGGAUAUGUUCUAUGUACAGCAGAAUGCGGGAAGGUUAGCGAGAUACACUUUUGAGAUUGCGUUGAGACUCGCGUGGUCCGUUUGUGCCACCUCUGCGCAUCGUCUAUCUAAGAUGAUUGAGCAUCGCCUGUGGUACGAUGAGACCCCGCUUUGGCAGUUCAUCGACUCGAAUGUGGAGGGUUGCCGGUUAUUGGAUCGCGUAGAUGACCUGUCUCUACGCGUGGACAGGAUUCGGGAGUUGGAUCCCAGUGAGCUAAACGGCAUUCUGCAUUACCAGGGCUUGCGCGGUGCCGAGUACGUCUGUCGACUGGCCAGUUAUUUGCCAUUGCUCACGCUGGUUGUGGAUGCUCAACCGGUCACUCGCAACAUCCUCCGCAUCACUGUCCGCCUCACUGCCGACUUCACCUGGAUAGAUCGCCACCACGGCAACGGUAGUGCUUUGCUCUACUGGCUGUGGGUAGAAGAUCCCGAUGACGCCUGCAUCUACCACUCAGAGGCCUUCGCAUUGACCAAGAAGAUGAUGGUAAAGGCGAAAGGUGGACCACUGACAGAACUGGUCUUCACUAUCCCUAUCCACGAACCUCUGCCUUCGCAAUACCUUGUUCGCUGCAUAUCGGACCGAUAUUUGGGUGUGGAAACUCUUGCUCCUGUACACUUGCGCAAUAUCCUUCUGCCUCAGGCCGAUCCUCCCCACAGUGGUAAACGAUUGUUCCUUCUUCAUCGAAAACAAGAUGUCAACGUGUUACUGGGGGCACCGACGGGUUCAGGAAAAACGGCGAUGGCCGAACUCGCAAUGUUCCGUGUUUUUAAUACAACUCCAGAGAAAAAGUGUGUCUACAUUGCCCCGUUGAAAGCGCUUGUGCGAGAACGGGUGGACGAUUGGUCCGUUCAGAUUGGCAAAAAACUCGGAAAGCGCGUGGUUGAGCUGACGGGCGAUGUGAGUCCAGAUGCCAGUCUCCUACGAAAUGCGGAUGUAAUUGUGUCAACACCGGAGAAGUGGGAUGGUGUUUCACGAAGUUGGCGACAGCGCAACUACGUCCGUCAGAUUGCUCUCAUCGUGAUCGAUGAGAUCCACAUGGUUGGGGAGGAUCGUGGUCCCGUUAUAGAAGCGAUUGUAUCGCGAGCCAACUUCAUCGCAAAUCAGUUGAACACACGAGUUCGCAUCGUGGGUCUAUCGACUGCGCUUGCUAAUGCGGUAGACAUGGCGGUGUGGCUACGGGUGCCCCUCACUCCGCUCGGUGUGGAGAGCGGCUGCAGUGGACGCGGCCUUUUCAACUUCCGGCCUUCCGUCCGUCCGGUGCCUCUAGAAGUUCACAUUCAGGCUUUUCCUGGUCGUCAUUACUGCCCCCGCAUGGCUCUGAUGAACAAACCCAUCUUCCAAGCAAUUCAAAGUCACUCGGCAGAGAAGCCGGUGUUGGUUUUCGUGGCGAGUCGGCGGCAGACAAGACGGACGGCGUUCGAUUUGAUCAGCCACGCCUCAUCGGACUUUUUGCCGCGUCGAUGGCUUCACAUGGAUGUUGACGAGGCAGGUCUUUGCUCUUUGCCUGGGUCGAUGGAGGCCUUGGCAUCGACGAUGAGAGACCAAAACCUUCAAAUAACCCUCCCCUACGGCAUCGGUAUUCAUCACGCCGGCCUGCGUGAAAACGAUAGGCGGAUUGUGGAAGAGCUCUUUGUCAAUCAAAAAAUUCAGGUGCUGAUUGCCACGUCUACACUGGCAUGGGGUGUCAAUUUUCCCGCUCACCUGGUGAUUGUCAAGGGAACGGAAUAUUUCGAUGGAAAAACGAAGCGAUAUGUCGACUACCCCAUCACUGAUGUGCUGCAGAUGAUGGGUCGUGCUGGACGUCCGCAAUUCGACACUGAGGGCAAGGCGGUGGUGAUGGUGCAGGACAUCAAGAAGGCCUUCUACAAGCGUUUCCUCUACGAACCCUUUCCUGUGGAGAGCUGCCUUCCUCGCAUCCUGCCCGACUACCUGAAUGCCGAGGUCGCCUCUGGCAGCGUCGCUUCCAUGCAGGCAGCCGUUGAAUGCAUCACGUGGACAUUCUAUUUCCGUCGCCUUCUCAUGAAUCCCAACUACUACCAUCUGGAGGACACGAGUGCAGCGGGUGUGAGUGCCUUCCUUUCUGCGGUCGUGUCCUCCGCGGUAGAGCAAUUGAUGGAUGCUGGUUGUGUUGAGGUGGGUGAACCUGAAUUUGACGAGAUGAAUACGAAUAUCAUCCCUCUCUACUCCACUGCAAUGGGUCGACUCGCGUCCUUCUACUACAUUUCCCACAAAACCAUCCGCCUGUUCGCGGAGAGUCUUUCAGCCACCACCAGCAUUGAGGAUCUCAUUUACAUCCUCUCGAUGAGUGAAGAGUUUGCGGACAUUCCGGUGCGCCAUAGUGAGGACGAGGUGAACGCAACUUUGGCAGGCGAAAUGCCGCUGCGAUUGCGGGAGCCGCCGGAGUCGGGGCACGCGAAAGCACACCUUCUAUUGCAAGCCCACCUCUCGCGGAAGACGUUGGGGCUGCCGGUGGCGGACUACAUAACAGACACGGCGUCGCUACUGGAACAGACGCCGCGACUGCUUGCUGCGCUGCUUGACUGCGCCGCACUUGGUGGGCAUCUGGCGGCGGCACUGCGAUGCGUCCUCCUCGGGCAGAUGAUUGGACGCGCGCUUUGGCUCUCCGACUCGCCGCUGCUGCAACUCUCCGCCUCACUUGACUCCUCCCAUCUCGCGGCUUUUCACCUAAGCGAAGAUGCUUACGUGGAAACGUUGCCUCAGUUGUUGAAAGUGGCUGGUGCUGCGCCUCGAUUCCCCGGACUGCGAGAUGUCAUAGGGGACCGCCUAGCUCCCGAAAUCGUCGAACAGAUCAGGAGGACUCUUUUGUGCUUACCAAUCGUAUCACUCCAAAUAUCCCUAGCAGGGGGUCCGAGUGAAGAAAAGGUGUCCAUUAUCGGACUCGACGUCUCCCCAGAGGAAGCCAGACAACAUCCGCUCGACGUGCACCCCGAUACCGACUAUGCACUUAUCGUGACCCUCAACUACGAAAAUACUCCCUCGCUAAUGCCUCGAGAUCAUGGGGUACGUCAAUCACGGCCGCCUGGUUGGGUUGUGGCGUUGGGCGAGCCGAUGGGAACGGGGGUGGACGAGGGUGGUCUUCUGCUGGGCAUGAAGAAAACGACCUUCAGGAAGAGCCCCUCCCACGCUAAUGUGGUUUCUCUGUCUUUCCGCUUCGACGACACGACGACCACUGCUGAGGGCUUACACGAGCUGUCGCUCUAUCUUAUGUCCGACACCUUUUUGUCCAUGGACCAACAACUUUCCUUCUGUCUCCGCCUUCUCCCUCCCUUGGAAGGCGAGGGGGACCAAGCCGGCGGUGUGGAGGACUAUGAGGAUGAAGUGUAG
This is a messenger RNA of Echinococcus granulosus, 6804 nucleotides long. Its product is annotated as Activating signal cointegrator 1 complex subunit. Gene Ontology annotation, molecular function: ATP hydrolysis activity; ATP binding; nucleic acid binding. Lineage: Eukaryota; Metazoa; Platyhelminthes; Cestoda; Cyclophyllidea; Taeniidae. Bases 1 to 6804 code for a protein of 2267 amino acids. The record is from RefSeq and is a predicted model, not a curated record. The transcript is spliced from 29 exons.